CUCUCUCUCUCAUACAGAUUCAUCCAACUUUCUUUCGUGGGUUACUUUUAAUUCAAAGAAUCGAAUCCAAUUCUUGUUACGCGUUCAUUUGAAAGAAAUUCUCUCCGCCUCUCCUUUUAUCGAUUCGAAUCCAAUCUUUUCUUUUUCGAUUUUGAUGCAGAUAAUAAUCUAAACCUAACUCUCUCUUCAAUUAGUUUUCAAGCUAACUUUCUUCAAUCAUGAAACCUGCCUCAUCUGCACAGAACCAAUUCCGCUUGUUUUCCGUUCAAAUGGAGGGAAACAUGGAACCAGGAGGAUAUGUAAAUACGUUCAGUAAGAAUUUCGUUGUUGAUUCGUCAUCCGGUAACGACGGCGGUGAAGAUCAAGAUCGGGAACUCGACGAAGCAAUUUCCGAUUGCGAAAGUGUGAUUUCCGGUACGAACAAAGAGGAAUCAUCAUCGUCGCCGCGAGCUUUUGGUAAUGGUUUGGAGAGAGUGGAGGAAGAAGAUAGGCUUUACGAAAUCAUUUCCAAGAGAUUUAUAUCUGGAUUAGGUUUUAUGGGAAAUCAAGCUUCUGUUGUUUCUCUUCAUAGAAAUAUAUGUUCUAACUUGAUUGGACAAGCUAAGCUUCAAUCGUUUCAAAUAUUUGUAAGAGCAAUUGAGAAGAAAUGUAGCGGAAAUCCUAAUGUGAAGUAUGCUUGGUUUGGCGGUUCAAAACAUGAACUCUCUAAGAUCCUUAGUAAUGGAUUCAGCUUCUCUGAAUUAGAUCUUAAAGGAUUCGGCCGUGGCGUGAAUCUUAUACCUGAUUGUUCUUCAAUUGAUUGUUUGAAUUCUUCAAGACCUGAUGAAGAAGAUGGAGUAAGGCAUGUACUUUUAUGCCGUGUAAUAUUGGGGAAGACAGAACCGAUUCAUCCUGGUUCUGAACAGUGUUAUCCGAGUUCAGAUGAAUUUGAUUCUGGAGUUGAUAAUCUCUUGAAUCCUAGGAAAUACAUUGUUUGGAGUUGUAAUAUGAACACUCAUAUAUUCCCAGAAUACAUCUUGAGUUUCAAAAUCCCUUCUCCUUCAUCUUCUCCGAAUGGGAAUCAAAGAAGUAUGAGGGUUCAUAUGCCAACUUCACCAUGGAUGCCAUUUACAAGUCUAAUAAUGGUUCUUUCCAAGUUCUUACCUACUAACACCAUUGAAUUGAUCUCCAAGCAUUACAAAGAACACAGGGAAAGGAAGAUAUCUAGGCAUGAGUUGAUACAGAGAGUGAGAAGAAUUGCAGGAGAUAAGCUAUUAACUGAGGUCAUCAAAUCUUUUAGAGACAAGCAAAACAAGAUGUCUGCAACAGAUUCUUUGAAGAACUCCCCCAAUUGUACAGAUAGGAUGAGUUAGAAGAGGGUGGAUCAUGAUUCAUGAUGAUGAUUGAUGAUUGAUGAUGAUGACUAACCAAGAACCAAAAUAAACUUGAGAGUCUCUGCAAUUUGCUUUCUUUCUGUCUAAUGUUUUGUUUGUUCAUCUGGGAAUUGUAGUAAAUUUUUAGGGUUUGAUGAAUUAGGAAAUUACUACUACUUUUGAUGAUGGAUAUGAUAAUUGAAGUUUCAAAUUUGAUCA
This is a messenger RNA of Impatiens glandulifera, 1571 nucleotides long. Its product is annotated as probable inactive poly [ADP-ribose] polymerase SRO5. The record is from RefSeq and is a predicted model, not a curated record. Gene Ontology annotation, molecular function: NAD+ poly-ADP-ribosyltransferase activity. Bases 219 to 1352 code for a protein of 377 amino acids. NCBI's taxonomy places the organism in Eukaryota, Viridiplantae, Streptophyta, Magnoliopsida, Ericales, Balsaminaceae. The transcript is spliced from 4 exons.